Molecule: messenger RNA, 360 nt
Organism: Fusarium redolens
Lineage: Eukaryota; Fungi; Ascomycota; Sordariomycetes; Hypocreales; Nectriaceae
Exons: 2
Coding region: 1-360 (119 amino acids)
Source: RefSeq, a predicted model, not a curated record
AUGGCCGAAAGAACAGCUUGGGACUUCGUGGCCACCCAAAAGCCAAGAUUGUCGCUGAAUACUAUCAACCCCCCUCAUGAUUUACGUCCCUACAAUCAUAAGGAGCAGGGCUUGCUGCCAACAGCCCUACCAGUCUGGGUUAACAUUCGUGACAUCGCUUUAGCGUACGGUAAAGCCAUAGGAGUCGAGAAAGCAGCCGCCAAACUCUAUUUCGUAACUGCAGGAACCUACAGUAAUCGUCAAUUAGUGGAAAUCAUUUGGAGUGAUCUCCUCCGACUACGAGAUGAAUUGCCAGACGCUAAUCAUUGGGGAGGAGCUCCGAAUCCUCGCCUCGAGUCUUUUGGCCAUGAUACAAGCUGA